This is a messenger RNA of Notolabrus celidotus (New Zealand spotty), 2977 nucleotides long. It is a transcript of the gene zc3h12aa, whose product is annotated as endoribonuclease ZC3H12A. Gene Ontology annotation, biological process: 3'-UTR-mediated mRNA destabilization; nuclear-transcribed mRNA catabolic process, RNase MRP-dependent. Bases 352 to 2220 code for a protein of 622 amino acids. The transcript is spliced from 6 exons. The record is from RefSeq and is a predicted model, not a curated record. Gene Ontology annotation, cellular component: nucleus; cytoplasmic ribonucleoprotein granule. Lineage: Eukaryota; Metazoa; Chordata; Actinopteri; Labriformes; Labridae. Gene Ontology annotation, molecular function: metal ion binding; RNA endonuclease activity; mRNA binding.
CAUAAAAAGCCCAAAACAAGCACAGCAGCAUGUCUGAGUGACAGCCAAAGGAAAGGGAACACUUUAUCUUGUCUCUGAUAGUACGGUAUAUGCAAAUUCUUCAAAGCUCGGCAUGCGUCCGGCAAGAGGAAGAGAAGAAGGGAAGAAACCACUUCUCCAGGAGGGAGGUGCUAACAAGUCGGAACUGUGUCAAAGUUACUGUACUUAGAAACAUUAACAGGAGUUGUGGGUGAUUGUGCUGACAGAUGGACCGAGACGAGAAAGAGACGAACACUGAAGUCAGUCAGUGACACCCUGCGGCUGUGUAACACGUCUUCUGUGUAGCUGAAAAGAGGGCCCAGAUGCUCCAGGAUGGAUCAGACACUUCUCAGCCAGAGCUCAACCUCAGACCUGCUGGAGCAAGACAGCGAAGAGAUGCAGCUCAGAGUGGACUUCUUCAGAAAACUGGGUUACUCCUCAGCCGAGGUGAAGGCUGCUCUGAGGAAGCUCGGACUCAACACGGACACUAACUCGGUGCUGGGAGAGCUGGUCCGGUGCAGGACUAGCAUGUCUGGGGCCGACGGUGAGGAGAGAAGUACGGGGCAAAAUGACCCUUUGCUGCCUGCCAGUUGGGUCCCUGGACCCAGCAGAAACACACCACAAAUUGGGGACAGGAAAACUGCGGACACAGAACUGAGACCAGUUGUUGUUGAUGGCAGCAACGUUGCCAUGAGUCACGGUAACAAGGAACUGUUUUCAUGUCGAGGCAUCCAGCUGGCAGUAAAUUUCUUCCUGGACAGGGGUCAUAAAACCAUUACUGUGUUUGUUCCCACCUGGCGGAAAGAGCAGCCCCGACCCGAUGCCCCCAUCACAGAUCAGCACAUCCUCAUGGAGCUGGAAAAACGCAAAAUAGUCGUAUUCACUCCAUCGCGCCGGGUCGGUGGCAAACGGGUGGUUUGCUAUGAUGACCGCUUCAUCGUCAAGUUGGCGUACGAGUCGGAGGGAGUCAUCGUUUCCAACGACACCUACCGAGACCUCCAGGGGGAACGACCUGAGUGGAAGAAAUGCAUCGAGGAGAGGCUUCUCAUGUACUCCUUUGUCAAUGACAAGUUCAUGCCUCCAGAUGAUCCUCUUGGCCGCCAUGGCCCCAGCCUUGACAACUUUCUCAGGAAGAAGCCUCUGCCAGCAGAGCAAAAGAGACAGCUCUGUCCCUAUGACAAAAAGUGCACUUACGGCAUCAAAUGCAAGUUCUACCAUCCAGAGCGGGCGAACCAGUCCUACCUCUCCUUGGCUGAUGAACUGAGAGAAAAAGCCCAAAUCUCUACUGUAAAAGAAGACAGAAAUACCAGAUCAUCACCCAGACAGCAUCACAUUGAUCCGGAUCCUACCCAUAAUACCUGUUCUUUUCCUCAAGACCAGCGUCGUUCCUCACAUCCCAGUCUGGUUAGUGAAAAUACACUGCUGUACUGGGAGGACCCAAGGAAGAGUCCGAAUCAUAUGCCAUGUUCAGUCACAGGUAGCCAGUGUCAGAGCGAGUGGCCAGGGCUGCCCCAGCGGCCUAGUCAUUACUACGCCAACGUGUCUCAGGAGUACCUGGACUCUGGCCUCGGUUCUUAUGAGAGCCAGUACUCUGACUUUACGCACAGCUACAGCAACUCCCACAGGCCCUGGCCGCAGCAGCAAAGUGCCCACACUGGAUCCAGACAUACCUCGGUGCAUGUAGAGGAAAGCAACAACAGCCAAUCCCACAGGUGUUGUCCUCAUUCAGUGCCUUCAUCAGCUCUCCCUCAACGUCAUCAAAGCCUGGAAUCAAAGACUCAAACCAAAUACAACACCUACCCCCCUCACAUGUUCCCGCACGGCGCACCACAACAACAAAGCCUCCCAAACCAUCUCCAUUACCCCGGAGGGCAGAAUCAUCAGCUGAACUACUGGUCAGAUCCCUUUCAAGGGCUGCCCAGAGCCAGGACAUCAUGCAGUCUGCCUUCUUCAAAUCAUUCCUCGCUCUCCCACAGCUCCUGCUGCUCUCACAUAGACCAGCAGUACCACUCCUGGGGUCAGCAACAGGCGUCGCCCGCCGCAUUUGAUGAGCAGAGGUCGGAACUCCGAAAGAAUCUGCAAGCCAUCUUCAACCCUAAUCAAGUAGACACAGUCAUGGAGAUGUUUCCACAUCUGAUGGAUGCUGAGAAACUGGCUGCAGAGAUUCUCAACCAGAAGGCCCAGAGAGGGAUUUUCUGGUGAUUUAUCAUACCGUAUUCCUCUUAAGCGCCCUCUUCAGUUGGAUCUGAUGUGAUUCUUUUGUUGAUAUUGUUAAAGUAAACAUAGAACCUCUUAAGAAUCUUUCUUUUUGUCAUCAUAAAGAUGUUUCACUCUAUAAUGUGUUAUUAUCGGAGUCUAAUUUGCUCAUCCUGGGCUGUAAACAUUUGUAUGACAUUGCCGUCAAUUGUGACCAUGUCGUCCACGUUUCGGAUGAAAAGCACCUCUAGAUUGAAAGUAAUCAUGACUGAGUUUUGACUGUUGAUGCAUAUUGUAUCACAUUUGAUAUCUUGUAAUAUUUUCUAGACAUAAGUUCUCUUGAAUCUCUGUACAAAGUAUUACUUUCCUUUCAUUUUCCCCGUAGUUCUCCAGAACGUCUUCCUGUUCGAUGUUUUCUCUGUGACGAGCAGCUGCAGUGUUUCUAUGAGGAAAGAUUUACAGUAAAUCCCAAACUGACCAGGAAACUGAGGCAAGACUUUGGCACAAGCAGAGGCUAUCUGCGAGUGAAUUAUUGUCAGAUUCUUCAAAUGUUCUCAGAAAAAGUAUUACUGUAGCUCUUUAUAAACUUGUGUAUGUGGCUUAUUGUGCAACGACAGAAAAUGCAAAUGUACGGGAAAGUUAGUUCUCAUGAACACUCGUAAUUUAUCCUGUUUUAGAAAAUCACUGAAAAUGUAUCCUGUACAAAUUCAUGUAGGAGCUUUAAAAGAGAAACUAAAGAUUAAAAAAUGUCAUGUGAAGAAUG